AAGGUUCCGGAGAGGUGGGGUGGUGGUCGCGGAGGUGCCCAGGAUCCCUGACAGACUUGUGCCUUUGACACAGCAAAAUCUGCAGGUUGCAGAAAGUCUCAACUGUAACCACAUCCUCCAGUUAUCCUGCAGGCUUGUGCUUUAUCUUUGUUUUCUGGGUAAAUAAUGUGUUUCUGUUUUCUCGAAGAUCCUGGCAUACCCCGAGGUGCCCACUUUUAUAGCUGAAGAUGCAAGAAAGAUCCAGACCCUGCGAUGCACCGACCACCUUCUCUCUGGUUGGAUUUGCCUUCACUGUGCCUGUCUCUCGAAGUGCGUGCGCCUUGGUGCAUUUAUAUUCUCAGCCUUUCGUUCCUCGAGGGCUUCCUGUGUUAAACAAUUUGCUACAGAUUCACACAAUUUUAACUAGAAGACUGGGAUGUGAACCCGGGUGGUCUGAUGUUAACACCACUGUCUGGUAAUCUCAACACUGCUGCUUUUGCGACAGAGAAUGUUUUGCGGAACACACAGACUAGGAACUUAACCAAAUCUGGAAUUUGCCAUAAGAUUUGUGUUCGCUAUUUUCAAAUAUGUAGUAAUGUUCAUGUUUUGAAGCCAAAUUAUGUGUGUUUCUUCGGUUAUCCUUUAUUCAAGUAUAGUCAUCCACAUCUCUUCCUGAAAACAACUGCUGCUCUUCGUGGACAGGUUGUUCAGUUCAAGCUCUCAGACAUUGGAGAAGGGAUUAGAGAAGUAACUGUUAAAGAAUGGUAUGUAAAAGAAGGAGAUACAGUGUCUCAGUUCGAUAGCAUCUGUGAAGUUCAAAGUGAUAAAGCUUCUGUUACCAUCACUAGUCGUUAUGAUGGAGUCAUUAAAAAACUCUAUUAUAAUCUAGAUGAUAUUGCCUAUGUGGGGAAGCCGUUAGUAGACAUAGAAACGGAGGCUUUAAAAGAUUCAGAAGAAGAUGUUGUUGAAACUCCUGCAGUGUCUCAUGAUGAACAUACACACCAAGAAAUAAAGGGCCGAAAAACACUGGCAACUCCUGCAGUUCGCCGUCUGGCAAUGGAAAACAAUAUUAAGCUGAGUGAAGUUGUUGGCUCAGGAAAAGAUGGCAGAAUACUUAAAGAAGAUAUCCUCAACUAUUUGGAAAAGCAGACAGGAGCUAUAUUACCUCCUUCACCGAAAGCUGAAAUUAUGCCACCUCCACCAAAGCCAAAAGACAUGACUAUUCCCAUACCUGUAUCAAAACCUCCGGUAUUCACAGGCAAAGACAAAACAGAGCCCAUAAAAGGAUUUCAGAAAGCAAUGGUCAAGACUAUGUCUGCAGCCCUGAAGAUCCCUCAUUUUGGUUAUUGUGAUGAGGUUGACCUUACUGAACUGGUUAAGCUCCGAGAAGAAUUAAAACCCAUUGCUUUUGCUCGGGGAAUUAAACUCUCCUUUAUGCCUUUCUUCUUAAAGGCUGCUUCCUUGGGAUUACUACAGUUUCCUAUCCUUAAUGCUUCUGUGGAUGAAAACUGCCAGAAUAUAACAUACAAGGCUUCUCAUAACAUUGGGAUAGCAAUGGAUACUGAGCAGGGUUUGAUUGUCCCUAAUGUGAAAAAUGUUCAGAUCUGCUCUAUAUUUGAGAUUGCCACUGAACUGAACCGCCUCCAGAAAUUGGGCUCUUUGGGUCAACUCAGCACCACUGAUCUUACAGGAGGAACAUUUACUCUUUCCAACAUUGGAUCAAUUGGUGGUACCUAUGCCAAACCAGUAAUAUUGCCACCUGAAGUAGCCAUUGGGGCCAUUGGAUCAAUUAAGGCCAUUCCCCGAUUUAACCAGAAAGGAGAAGUAUAUAAGGCACACGUAACGAAUGUGAGCUGGUCAGCUGAUCACAGAGUUAUUGAUGGUGCUACAAUGUCACGCUUCUCUAAUUUGUGGAAAUCAUACUUAGAAAAUCCAGCUUUUAUGCUACUAGAUCUGAAAUGAAGACUGAUAAGACAUUCUUAAACUUUUUGAGCUUCCAGAGAGUAUGUAAAGCCUAGCUGUGCCAGUACGUGUUCACCUUUACAAUUUGUAUUGUAAAUGAUUUGUAUGGUAUGAUUAAGGUUCUAAGGCACAGUAUUUGUCACUGUUCUGUUGAACUUUUUACUGAAAAUGAUUAAUGGUAUAAUGGUUCUCCUGGGGCUGUACAUUUUAUAGGUCAGAAUGUGACUGCUUAAUAUGGUGCUGACGUCUUUGUGUCAAUGGCUUGAAACUGGCAAGGUUAACAAAAUUAAUGUUACUAAAAGACACGUAGCCAUAUACAGAUAGUAUAUACCCUAUUUUUUAUAACUGACUCAAUGAAACUUUUUAAUUAUACCUAAUUAGGAAAAGGAAUUCAUAUACAAAAUAUUUUCCAUUUCCCUGUAAUCAUGCUGUUGUAUAACAUAAGUGCAAUAAUACUUCUCUUUUGAGAUAUCCAAUAGUUUAUUCUUGCUCUGUGUAGAGAAUAUCGCCUGUAAAUGUCUUAUUUCUAUCAAUUAAUAUCUUUGAAAAGGGAAAAGUGUAAACUGGCCUUAAAAAUGUCCAAUUAUAGUUUUGUAACCAGGUAGUCUAUUAAAGGUGUUUGUCUAAAAUGGAUAUACUUUUAGAGUUUUGGUAAUGCUUUAGCAUUUUCUUGGGAAUCACCUUCACCUUUGCAAACUUCCCUUAGGUAAGGAAGGCACUUUAAAUGUAGCAGCCACUGACAUUUCUUUUUUUUUUUUUAAUUUGCAGAAGUCUACAUUCUUUUAACUUUUUUGGUCUUCAGUUAAAAAAUAGAAUAAGAAAUUAAGGUCUAUUUCGUUCUCCAUAUCCUGGGUAGGAAUGUAAAUAACAGGAGAAGGAAGAGUCUAAUAAUAAUUAUGGAUAUAAAAAAUAAUAAAUUUUGUAUAGAAAUGAAGGUUUCAUAAUGAUAAUUUUGCUAAAGGUCUACUUUAAUCAGAAAUAGUAUCGAGAUGAAUGUAUCCAACAUCUCAAUUUGCAUUCAGAAAUUUAUGUUGUUUCUAAUAUUGUCCAGUUGAAUACUGUAUGCCAAAAUUAGUUGUUCAAGUGAAGUUUUGUGACAGAAAAAAAGGUUGUUUUAAUGUCUAUUUGGUUUUUCUCAAAAUGGAAAUAAUUUUAAAAUCAGGAAAGAAUAAGUCAGGUGUAGUGUGACUUGAAAGUGUAAUCCCAUUUAUAGGGGAGGCUGAAGCAGGAGGAUCACUUGAGGCCAGGAGAUUGAAACCAGCCUGGGCAACAUACUGAGAUCCCAUCUCAAAAAAAAAAAUUCUUUUUUAAGUUAGCCCAGUGGUUCAUGCCUGUAAUCUUAGAACUUUGGGGGGCUGAGGUGGGCAGAUCACCUGAGGUCAGGAGUUCGAGACCAGCCUGGCCAACAUGGUGAAACCCCAUCUCUACUAAAAAUAUAAAAAAUUAGCCAGACGUGGUGGUACAUGCCUGUAGUCCCAGCUACUCGGGAGACUGAGGCAGGAGAAUUGCUUGAGCCCAAGAGAUGGAAGUGGCAGUGAGUAGAGAUUGCAUCAACCUAGGCGACAGAGAAACACUCCAUCUCAAAAGAAAAAAUUAGCCAAGUGUGUUGGUGUUGCACACUAACUGAGACAGAAGGAUCAACUGAGCCCAGGAGUUCAGAACUGCAGUGAGCUAUCAUAGUGCCACUAGACUCUAGUAUGGGUAACAGAGUGAGACCUGGUCUCUAAAAAAGAAAAAGAAAACAAAUAAGUCAAAUAAAUGCUGUUACUGUAAAUUUUCAGAUAAUACAAAGAGUUGUCAAUAAAAUAAAAAAUCAUUCAUAAUAUUACCACUAUUAACAUUUUGAUGUAUGUAUCUGUAUAUAUGGCUAUUCUUUUUAUUAAAGCAGGAUCAUAGUAUA
This is a messenger RNA of Callithrix jacchus (white-tufted-ear marmoset), 3841 nucleotides long. It is a transcript of the gene DBT, whose product is annotated as dihydrolipoamide branched chain transacylase E2. The record is from RefSeq and is a predicted model, not a curated record. Gene Ontology annotation, cellular component: mitochondrion; cytoplasm. Lineage: Eukaryota; Metazoa; Chordata; Mammalia; Primates; Cebidae. Gene Ontology annotation, molecular function: lipoic acid binding; acetyltransferase activity.